This is a messenger RNA of Adineta steineri, 1215 nucleotides long. Lineage: Eukaryota; Metazoa; Rotifera; Eurotatoria; Adinetida; Adinetidae. The record is from the annotation of a GenBank genome assembly.
AUGACUUCGUUAUCAAUAUCUGAUCGAAUUCGUGUACAACGUGAGUACAAAGUUGUCAAAUCGAUUCGGUUCAAAUUAAAAAAGUACAAACUUAUUCUUCGUGAAACCGACAAAAGUGGUGUAUUUUGUAUUCUUCGAGCUAUUGAUCAUGAACAAAAAGUAAAAGAAUAUCGAGACAAAACAAAAGCUUACAAAGAAUUAACUUCCAAUCCAUUUGAAGCAACGUUAAACAAGGUUAUUCGAUUACUUAAUGAUCUUCGUGCGAAACCGGACAAAAUUAGAGCUUGGCAACAAUGUGAAAUGGUGCCCAAUCGUAAGACAUGUAAACUAGCUUACAUGUAUUUCAAUCCUAAAACACAUAAGGAUGGUACACCACUACGACCCAUUAUGCAUACUAUUGAUUCACCAACAACGAAUAUCUCACGACUUUUAGAUCGAUUCAUUCGACCAAUAUUUAACAACAACGCUAAACUAACUACUAUUAUUGAUGGUGCUCACCUCAUUAAACGACUUCAAGAAUAUGCUAAUGCUGGACAUUUAAAACCAACUACUUUAUUUUGUACUUUUGAUAUUAAUAAUUUAUAUACAAUGCUACCACAACAACAAUCACUUGAUAUUCUUCAAGAAUUUCUUCAAACUUAUGAAAAAUCACACGUCAGAGGAAUCGAUAUUGCAACUAUUCGUGAAUUAGCUCGUGUUGUUAUAGAAGAAAAUGUUUUUGUCUAUCAUAACAAAUACUAUCAACAGAUUAUUGGUGGAGCAAUGGGAUCACCAUUUACAUUAACUUUAGCAAAUAUAUUCAUGUGGAAAUGGGAAAAAGAAUCAAUUUGCAAAGAAUUACCUUCCCCCGAAAUUUAUGGCCGGUAUAUUGAUGAUAUUUUUUUUACAUGGAAUGAUACUCAAGAAAAUCUCGAACAACUACUGAAAAAACUCAAUAAUCAUCAUCCUAAUAUUAAAUUAGAAUAUAAAAUAGGUCAAAGUCUUCCAUUUCUUGAUGUUCUACUUACGAAUAAUAAUGGUGCUCUUUCGACAUCUGUCUAUCGUAAACCAGCUUCUGAACCUUAUGUGGUACCAUUUACUUCUGAUCAUCCUCACCAUAUAUUUCGAAAUAUUAUUCGAACUGCACUUUUACGUGCUAUAAGAUACUCUUCUACAUUCGAAGCAUUCAAUGUUGAACGACGCAAUAUACGAUUAAUGUUAUUAUAUAAUGGGUAA